AUGGCUUAUUUUCAGCAGCCUCAGCGGCCCAUUGCGGACGGCCAAUAUACGCAAGUAAUUUACACCCUUAUAAAGGACCAAAAGUUCACCGAGGCGAUAUCCCAUUUGCAAUACCAGUUACAGGCAAGGGGUAACAUCCCGGAGAGCAGAGCAGCGUUGUCGCUUUUGGGAUACUGUUACUACUAUACAGGUCAAUAUGAUCUUGCCUCGCAGAUGUACGAGCAGCUUGUUACGCUGUAUCCAAACAAUGAGGAUUACAAACUCUACUACUCCCAAAGCUUGUAUAAGGUGUGGAUGUACACGGAGUCUAGCAAAGCAGCUGUCAAAGUGGAGGGCCACCAGAAGGCGGUCACGACGCUGCUCGUGGCGUGUGCAUACGAGCAGGAUGACCUGACUGGCUGCCGACGUCAGCUCGACAAGUGUGUCCCUGAUGACCCCGACACCAUGGUCAACACGGGCUGCAUCAUGUUCAAGGAGGGCAAGUACGAGGCGGCCAGGCAGAAGUUCAAUGAUGCGGUGCAGGCUCUUGGCUACCAGCCCGAGCUGCUGUACAACAUCGCUCUGUGCCACUACAAGACUAAGCAGUUUGGCCCCGCACUGAAGCACCUGGCGGAGAUCAUUGAGAAGGCGGUGCGGGAGCAUCCGGAGCUGAGCGUGGGCAGCAAUACGGACGGCAUGGAGGUUCGCAGUGUGGGCAACAGCCAGACGCUGAAGGAGACUGCCCUUAUUGAGGCCUUCAACCUGAAGGCCGCCAUCGAGUACACCAUGAAGAACGUGGAUGCCGCCAAGGAGGCACUCACCGACAUGCCACCCAGGGCAGAGGAGGAGCUGGACCCGGUGACUCUCCACAACAGCGCCCUCAUCAACAUGGACACCGACCCCACCGGCGGGUUCAAAAAGCUCAACUUCUUGCUCCAGUCGCCGCCCUUCCCCCCGGAGACCUUCGCCAACCUCCUACUGCUGUACUGCAAACCUACACACGGCUUUUACGACCUGGCAGCAGACGUACUGGCGGAGAACCCGCAGUACGCCAGCAAGCUGCUGUCGCAGGAUCUGUACGACUACCUCCAAGCCGCUAUUGGCCGGUACAAGUCGCCAGAGGAGGCCUUCCGGCGCUUUGACGAGCUGGCCACCCGCCAUGUGGAGCAGCUGAGGAGGCUCACCAAGCAAAUACAGGACGCGCGCAUCGCUCGGGACAACGACGCCAUCAAACGCGCCAUUAACGAGUACGAUGAGGCCCUGGAGGCCUACAUCCCCGGCCUCAUGGCCAUGGCCUCCAUCUACUGGGACAUGGAGCUGUACUCCAAUGUGGAGAAGAUAUUUCGACAGUCAGCGGAGUUCUGCUCCGAACACGAGGUGUGGAAGCUCAACGUGGCGCACACCUUCUUCAUGCAGGACAACCACUACAAGGAGGCCAUCCGCUACUACGAGCCCGUGGUGAAGAAGAACGCGGAUAACCUUUUAGGAGUGACCGCCAUCGUACUUGCAAAUCUGUGUGUAUCGUACAUCAUGACCAGUCAGAAUGAGGAGGCGGAGGAGCUGAUGCGCAAGGUGGAGAAGGAGGAGGAGCGAUCUGCACUGCAGGACCCCGACAAGGCCUGUUUCCACCUGUGCAUCAUCAACCUGGUCAUCGGCACACUCUACUGUGCCAAGGGCAACUACGAGUUCGGUGUGUCGAGAAUCAUCAAGUCGCUGGAGCCCUAUGACAAGAAGCUGGAGACGGACACUUGGUACUACGCCAAGCGCUGCUUCCUGUCCCUGAUCGAGAACCUGGCUAAGCACAUGAUCCAGCUCAAGGACAGCUCCUUCACGGAGAUCAUGGCCUUCCUGAAUGAAGCGGAGAAGUACGGCAAGGACAUCCGGGUGGUGUUCAGUGAAGGCAAGCACCAGAGCCGUACUAUCGCGUCGGAGGCACGGAUGCUCAAAAAGAUGUUCCUCAAGCUGCGGGAUUGAGAAACGUGAGGCUUAGGAUUGGGGAUGACCUAGGUAUGCGUUCAAAACCAAGGACAACGACAACGAUGAGUAAUGGGCAGCCGCAGGUGCUGCUGUUGAUGUUGUCUCGAGUAAUGGUGGCGGAGGCUGGCUGAGGUGUUCCGCGGGGUAAUGCAGGCGGACGAAACCCAGGCGUGUGCAUCUCCAUUUCUCGUGUAUAUUCUGGCUGAGCCUUCCCAGAUGCUUAGGCCGGGGGACCGGGGGCCAGAGCGGGGAUGAAGACAUGCAGUGAAUGCCGGUGGGAUGCGGGCCACACCUUCCCGCAUCUGCAGUCUCGCGGUGUGUAGUGCAAUAUUUGCACUACUAGAUCGGCCGAAGACAUCUGUCUCACAGAUGUGGGCGCGUGUUAAGUGUGCGUGUGCCCGACUCAUCAUGUUACGUGCGCUUUAGCUUUGUGACCUUGCGCAUUGUUACGAUUUAACGCUCCUCUGUGAAACCAUAGUGAACAGGACGCCACUUAUAAGGCAUGGCAAUUGACUUGUAGCUUGCGACGGAGGUUAAUGGUCUUGGGAGGGGUGUGGCGGUGGUGCGGUUGCGAUGGCUGUUUCACGCCGGACCGUUACGGAGAGCAUGAACCGGCUAGCUGCUGAAAAUCGUAGCCAGCGUUUUGGGAUGCCAGGGCUUGAGGGACGUGGCCCAGACCGCUUGAAGCGAGGCUGGCCGGCCCGAAAGAACCGGGGGAGGCAGGCAUGGCGGCGGGCUUGGCGGUACGGCAACCAGGAGGCCAUACACACAGCCACCGGUCGCAUCCUUACCACUGUGUACGCACCAGGGAAGGCGGUGCUGAAUGCGCUCGGAUUGGUUGGUAAAAGGAAAGCUGGCAGACAUCGUGGCACAACGUAAUCGAGCUCAUUUACAAGGAGGGAAUGAGCUUGGGCGAAGCAGGAAAGCGGUGGUGUACAUACGUGGAUGGGGCAGGCGAGCAUGCGUGAGAUUAAGCGGUGUGUAUAGAGAGGAUGUGAUGCAGGACGGGCUAGACCGGAUGGAGGAUCCAGGCGCAUAAUGAGAACGUCAGCUCCGUUAUACCCCCUGUCAUCUGGGCGGGGGAUGGCAGGUGCCUGUCAUGACAUAGGAUCCGCUGUCCUUGUUGGGUAUCAGGGCAACCCAGCCACUUGAACAGGCUGAGCCGUGAUAGCACAUUAUGCUUUCAGGCCGUGGGGUAAAGAUAAGGGAUGCCGCCCUGCUGUCAAGCUCUGGAGAAAUAGUGGACGGAAUAGGAGCAACCUUUGGGCGUUGCUGGAAAUAUGUAGCUACAGUGAUGCAUUAACUUUCGAAGCCCACAAGGACACUGCGAACGAAGGCUUCCCGUCCACGCAAGGCAUGUACUUCGAAGUGCAUAUGCGGCGUGUCUAUGGCGAUCCUAUGGCAUAUAACAAUGUGUGAGGUACACUUAUGUUGCAUAUUAGUGCCCUUCGCCAGGGAGAAACCACAUAUCGCUUGUGUA
Molecule: messenger RNA, 3436 nt
Organism: Volvox carteri f. nagariensis
Lineage: Eukaryota; Viridiplantae; Chlorophyta; Chlorophyceae; Chlamydomonadales; Volvocaceae
Exons: 14
Coding region: 1-1953 (650 amino acids)
Biological process (GO): intraciliary transport
Cellular component (GO): axonemal microtubule; intraciliary transport particle B
Molecular function (GO): protein binding; intraciliary transport particle B binding
Source: RefSeq, a predicted model, not a curated record